GUAAUGAAAUCAGCACAGACGAAGGUAAAUUUCUUGAAUUAGUUAAUGUCUCUAAUUCUGUUUUAUUAGUUUGGUCCUUGUAUUCGACCAGCAAUUAUACAAAAAACGUUGGAAAACGUGAGUCUCUUACGGAAAGGGUUUUCAACUAGUUUCCUCUAUGGUGGUAUACCCUAAUAGUUUUAAUGUCUACUUUCGAAAGUAUUACUGUUGCUGUUGUAAUGAUAAAAAACGUUCAAGCUGUUCUUUCUGAGACUUAUAUGACAAGCGAUGUCUGACACGAUCGUUCAGAUUUGCUUUCCUUCCCCAGUGUAAAACGUGGAGAAAAAGGAAAAGAACGUUUAAGUUUUAAUUUAUCUGUCUGCUUACAUGUAGUUUCGUUUCCCGUUUGCCAAUUCAUGGCCAGCGCGUACGCGCGCUUUCCCGUAAAUCUUCAAAAACCUCUAUAAAAUUUUGGCAAAAGCGUGGGCCUAACUGUAGUUGUUAAUUGUAUCGAUUUUGUGAAAUUAGGGCUCCACUCGCUCUAGACCGAGAAUUUCAUUGAGAAACAAAUUGAAGCCAUAUUUCUUCACGACUUUUUUCUACUACAGCUUAGAUUGCGAAACCCUAUUUGUUUGUUAUUAGUAUUUGUCUUUUCAUUUUCCGAGCGAAAUUACAUUUGAAGUCUGGUUUUUAUUUCUCAGAUCACCGAUGAAAAGGAGGAGAAUCAGAACAUCACGGUCGAUGGAAAGUUUUCAUUCGAAAACGAUAGCCAUCUUCGAACAGUCUUCGAUGCUCUAAACGAACAACGAAACAGCACGCGCUUUUGUGAUGCAGUGUUGAAGGUUGGCGAACGAGAGAUUAGGGGCCACCGAUCUAUUUUGGUCGCAGCCGUACCUAAAAUCCUCGAUAGACAAGUCAAGAAAGGUGAUACCGAGUUUAUAGUCGAUUUGGAAGGGUUAGAUCCUAACGCUGUGGAAGUUUUGGUGGAAUUUGUGUACACGGGCAAGCUCUUUGUCACUUCAGACGGCGUUCUGAACUUAUUCCAAGCCGCCAAAAUUCUUGGCAUGAAACAAGUUCAGGACUCAUCGGAGAAGUUUAUUCUCGAGAAAAUUCUUCCGCUGAAUUGGAUUGCUCUGAGAUCGUUCGCAGAGGGAAACGACUGCCCUAAUUUGAUGACGGCAAUCGACGAAUUUAUAGCGCACAACGUGGAGGACAUCUUCCAUAAGAAGGACUUUUUCCAGUUACCUCGGCUGCAGAUCGAACUUGCAACUACAAAUAACAGACCAGAAGAAAACAUUGAUCCGGUAAAUCUUUGCCAAAUGGCCUUAACGUGGGCACAGAAGCAGCUAGAGGUGAGGAAUAAAUCUUGUAGGCGUUUCUAUAUUUACUUGUGACCACUUCCUUCACCUGCCGCUUUUUGACAGCAACGUUCAUUCUUGUUAUGGACGUUUAUUGACAAUUUGAAUUCUGCCUUGUAGUUUAAUCUGGGCAAAAAUAAAAAAUGAAAAUAAAGGAACGAUCAGUCAGUUGUUGUAAAAGUGUUGAAAGCCCUUACACUCAAAAUUCCACAACGAAAGCAGAACUUAGGAGAGUUUUGGCGCUUUUUGCUCGCUACGCGCCAACUUUCAUGUUUCGCGGGAAGAUAAAUUAAGCGCCAGGUCUUGAAAUCCAAUAUCUUGACUAAUCAAGGAUUAGGGUAAAAUGUUUCAGCAGCUUUCGUGCCUGCCCCUUUGAUCUUACAGUGACCUCUUAAAAUCUGUUCUUUGUUAAAUUUACUUUUUACCUGGAUUUUUGUCAUUAUUGCCAUGCCCAAAUCGGAAACUACUCUAGCUAUUUUAUGAUAUUUUUAUGCAAAGUUAGCAUAAACUACUUUACAUCAGAACUUGUCAAAAUGAAACCCUUUGGAGUAGAAUUUUCGCUAACCCCACAAAAAUCUCUAUAAAGUCAAUAUAUUAUAGCAAAUUUUUCCCUUGAAAAUACUUUCCUUGAAAAUUGUUGUUCCAAAAUUUGUACAUCAUUUUUGGAUAUGGGACAAGCCUCUUCUUUCCAGACACUGGCAUAGACUGAUUGUAAAUUACUGAUGAUCUGUUUUAGCGAAUUAGUAUCCUAGGCAAUGUAUCAGGAAAGAAGGGAUCCCAGCCAGGAAAAAAAAAGAAUAAUGAUGGAAAUGGAGUAAAUUUAGUGAAGCAAAAUAAUAUGAAAAACCCCCAAAUAGUCAAAUACCCUAAUUGUUAUCCAGAGAUCUUUCAACCAGAUUUUUUUUUUGAUGAGCUGCAGUAGGACACUCGAAAGAGAAAGACAUUGUGUUAAUGAUUUACAUCUGUCAAAGGUUUUAUCUUUCUUGCAAUUUGCAUAACAUCAACUAUCAAGGUCUCCAGCAGACUUGGUCUUAUUUGGAAGAAGCUGCAGCACUUCCUGAUUUGUUUUUGUAGGGAUCAGUGAACCUGUAUGUGUAGCACAAGUUCAUGUUUUAUGUUUUUGUGGCUUUAAAUUGUGGGACAUUUCAUUAACUUUAAACUCAACAAUAAUAUUAUUGAAUGACUCCCUUUAAAAACUAUAUGAAGUUGUUAAAUUAUUCAUGGCAUCCUAAUUCCUUGAUUAAGAAAAACUUUCCUCAAGGCAGUGACAUUUUGUGGUAUUAGUGUAUGUGUGAUUAAGCCCUUGCAGUUUUCUUCUAGAGAUUAAGAGUUAUUUCAGUGAUUUUUUAUGCUGUUUGAAAUGACCAAUAGAAAAAUUUUAGUAUAAGCUGACAUCCUCUUAAUGCCAUUUUCUAUCAACUCAUCUGAGGAAAAUGUAAAUUUCUUUCCUAUGUCAAACAUCACUUUUCCUCUCUGAUGAUGGGUCAUAAAGUGUACCAUGAGAUCCAUAUAUUUGACUAACUUUUCCCUAUGUAAAUGCCUUGGUCAAAUUACAAAAUUGGAUCAUUGUGAGAGACAAAAUCCUCACUCCUUCUUGUUUUGUGAGAGUGCAAUGUUUAUUUUUCUUUUAAAGUAGUGAAGUCUUCUUUUAUUACCAUAAAUGUUACUCUUUUUAUAGAGCUGGAGUACAUUUUCUGCACAGUAGACAAUACCAAAUGAGAAAGUGGAUGUGAUAAUAACUAAAUAUGUGAGACUAGACUUUCAGACUUAUUUUUGUUUUGUUUUUAUUGUCUUAUUAAGCAUAUUGUUUUAGUCUCUCUAAAAUAAAGCUUUCUGUUUUGGUUAAGUACUUUUUCACAUAAUAGUUGGGUUAUUUUACUAUUUGCUCUCUUAAACAGGGCACAUAUGUGCCUAAAUAACCAUCUUUCGAUCUUUUGCUGCUGCUGCUCCUCAACUAUGGAAUUCAUUGCCCUAUGCAAUUAGGAGUAGCCCUUCAGUAGCAUCUUUUAAAAAGACACUCAAGACAUUUUUAUUUCAGAAAGCUUUUUUGUGAUUUUAUGUGCUUUUUAAUCUUGUUUUUGGUAGGUUUAUGCAGUUUUUUUUUUCGAUUUAAGUAGUUGAGGUAAUUUUGAAAUAUUUUUAAGUGCUGAUGAAAAUAGCAAUAUUGAUAUCGGCACUAUAUAAGUAUUAUUUUAUUAUUAUUAUCAUAUCUGACCCUCCUGAACUGAUUGAUAUGUAAUAACAUACAAAACCUGUACUGUGUUUUUUAUUUGUUUAUUUUGUUGUGCCAAAAAUGAGACAUUAGUUUAUUAAUUGCUAUGAUGUCUUUGUUUGGCAGCAAGGAAAUAUCAGCUUGAGAGAACUAUUGGAGAAAACCCACAUUAUGUUCCUGACAGCCAAUGAGGAAUUAAAAGAGUGCACUAUGGAAGAUCUUGACUCUGGAGAUGAAAAAUCCAAGCUCAUCAUCACUGAGGCUCAACGAGAAUACAUCCGCUACACGUCACUUGAGCAGCUGGCUAAAGCUGAGGCAAGCACCAGUGAAGAUGAAGAGGAAUUGAUUGUUUUGAUGGAAAACAACAACAACAAAAGAAACAGAAACACUCAUAUGAUUCAGGAUUUCAAUGUGAUUGGUGCCACUCAAACCAGUGACAGUGGCUGUGUGGGUGUUGCUCAUGUCGAAGGGAUGCUGGUAGCCAUAUCCAUUCAUAGUCAAGCCUCAACAUGUGCCAACAUGUCAGACUCUGGUGACUCCUGCUGCUCUGGAGAAGAAUGGGUGCUCAUUGCCCCAAUGAGUAGAGGUGUGUAACAGUGUAAAUUCUCUUGUCCAAUUAACAAGGAUGUAUUGAGUAGUGGAAGGGAGAGUUGUUUAUUUAAUCAUGGGAGUGAUGGUAAAUGAUCUAGAAUUUGAUAUGAGAGCAUAAAAAUUUGUCCCAUCCACAUUAAAACAUUUUUUUUUUCAAUAAAAUUCAGCUAUUUUCUGCUUUUUAAUUAGUAACCAUGCUAAAUGAAUGUAACUGGCUUUCAUGAACAGUAACAUAAUCUGUUGUUGGAUUAGUUUCUGCUAGGAACUCACAAAACUCUUUUUAAUUGAAUUUACAGGAAUAAAGCAUUCAGAUUGGCUCAGCUACUGGUAGUGCUUAAAAUGAAAGUCAAAUAAAAACUACGGCCACAUUGAAGAAAAUCUAGUUACAAACAACAAAACUUAUUUGUUAUCUGGAACAAUUCGAAACCUGGAUCUAAGUGUUGGUUUGUACCCUGUUAAAUUUUUAAUGAAUAUGUGAAGUACAUGAAGGUUAACCAUAAGUAGUUUUUUUUUUUUUUUAAGAAGCUGUUGUGCUGCGUUGGUAGGUAAUUGGAACAAAAGGAAAGUGGGAAGAAGACCGAUGACAGGUUUAAAUGUUUUUUUUUUAUCAGGUCGCUGUAGUGUGGGAGCAGUCGAACUAAAUGGAAAGCUGUAUGCCAUUGGUGGUUACGAUAGGGGUGACUGUCUAAACACAGUGGAACAGUAUGAUUGUGAGACAAACGAGUGGAUGCCUGUCACAAGCAUGAACUCGCAUAGGGGACGGCUGGAGUCAGAAGUGGUGAAUGGGAAGAUAUUUGCCAUAGGAGGCUCCAAUGGAAACACUGAACUCAACACCAUGGAAACUUACGAUGAAUCUACCAACAUUUGGAGCUUUGGACCCCCCAUGAUACAAAGCCGAUGCAGUUUUGGAACAGGAGUCAUUGAUGGACGCAUUUAUGCAGUUGGGGGCUACCAAGGUCCCAGAAACCUGAAAAGCGUUGAAGUUUAUAGUCCAGAGAAAGGGGAGUGGGCCAGGGUGUCCCCAAUGAACACAGAGAGAAACAACCUGUGUGUGGAAGCCUUGAAUGGGAAGCUGUAUGCAAUUGGGGGGUACAAUGGAUGGACUUGUUUCAAUACUGUGGAGUGCUAUGACCCUGAAGAAGAUCGAUGGUAUUUGGUUCCACCCAUGAAGACAGCCCGUCGGGGGGCUGGUGCAGCAGCACUUCAUGGUAAAUUGUUUGUGAUUGGUGGAUCUGAUGGCACGAAUUUCCUCAACAGCGUAGAGUGCUAUGAUCCCUCAACUGAUGAGUGGAAAACAGUGGCUAGUUUGAACAUUCCCCGCCAUAAUGUUGGAACUGUGGUCAUUAAAGACCACAUCUACACCGUGGGAGGUUUUGGUGGCACGUCAUUUCUGAAGAGCAUUGAAUGUUAUGACGCAAAAAAUGACAAAUGGAACUGUUUUGUUAGUUCCGAUUGAGAGAUUAGUUCAUUCAGAAACUGCAGCAUCGGCAUCUAUCUUGAUUACAAAACAAUUAUAAAGGAGUGAACUUCAUUUUAAUCCUGGAAAGGAUAUUGAUUUAGUUUUUCAUUGUAUUUGUAUUUGAGCUUCCUGGAUAGGUUUUGGAAGUAUAUUAGUUUUAAUAUUAAUUUAUUAGAGGUAGAUUUUAUAAGAUUUUGUAUUUUAGAGUCGAUGAACAUAGUUUAGUCCACCACUUUUCCAAAAAAAGUACAAACCAUGAGUGAUGCAACUCUCCUUCAUUAACAUCAGUGAUUUUUCAGCCUUUGUAUUUUCAACCAUACCUAUAAUACAUUAAUUUUAUCCUUGCAGAUUUGGUGCUUGCUCCUGACAAUAUUUUAUUUUAAAGUGACUCAUUUUCAGUCACAUUAAAAUUGAGUCUUUAGUGGAACUGAACUGAGUUUUUCACAUUUAGCCUGGAAAAGAUUACAGAAAUUUGAAACCUGUACUUAAUAUAUAAAUACUGUUAGAAAAAGGCAAACAAGCUCAGCACAACUUAAAACAUGAGCUGUUAGUUGUUGAUUUGUACCUUUGUGGUGAUGCAGAAUGUUACAGUAGAUUCCAUAAUUUAACCUCUGUUAUGUCUGGUUAUCAGAGUUUUUGUUGGAAAACACAUAUUGGAGUUUGGAACUCAUGAAAGUUAACAUAAUUUAUUUAAAUUGGCAGAAUUUUAGCAGUAAUCUGGGAUCUGUCAGUGAACCCAAAGACAAAUUUGUGAUUUGAUUUUAGAGUUACAUUAAGGUUUUAAGUUAUUUGAUGUUAGUUGUUGAUUAGUUGACUGCUUAAAAUUUUCUUGCCAAUCAAAAACAAUUUACAGAGUGUUUCUAAUUUAAGUCAUGUUUUGAAAUGAGAAAGAAAGAGAAGAGAAAGUUAUUUAGAGUUAAUGACUGGUCAAAAGUCAACAAAUAUUGAAUGGCAUGGGCUUGAUUUAAUUUUUUCUCGCAGUUUCUUCUUACUAUUAUGCUUAACUUAAAAACCUUAAAAACAUUGGCAUGUUAGGGAGCAGCUGAAUUGUGUAAUUUUUAGUAAACAAUGUGACGUGAAGUUUAUUUAGCUUGCUUUAGCUUAAUCACGUCAUCUUGAAGGGAGAGGAAUAAAUGUUCCCUCUAGUGUGCAACUACUAAUAUUUAUUAACACAUUGGUUGAAAUGCUCUGUGUUUUGGGGACGAAGUGUUGAAGAGCCAGAGUGACUGCUGAAAAAUGAUAUUAGAAGACUUUCACAGUAAAUGUAAAACUAUUUAAAUAAGCAUUGAGUAAAUUCAUCUAUGUGGUUGCAAAAACUUUUUUAAACAUAAUUAUUAACAUGUAAGGACUUGUUUAAGAUACUAUGUCUUUGCAUGAGUGUGAAUAAAAUAUGAUUAGUG
This is a messenger RNA of Pocillopora meandrina, 6999 nucleotides long. The record is from the annotation of a GenBank genome assembly. Lineage: Eukaryota; Metazoa; Cnidaria; Anthozoa; Scleractinia; Pocilloporidae.